AAGCUGGGGGAUGGGAUUGGGAACGCACCGAUGAUCUCCGCCUGGGAAAGUUGCCUCGACACCUGUAGGAGAGUAGUUUCACCACAAAAACGAGGAACUUGAAGACUUAUAUUUACAUAAAAUGAAGAAAAUGCGCUGAUGAAGUGUUGCUUUGACAAAUGUUGCAUGGUUUUAUCAAAUGAAUUGUUUGUAUCGAUUGACUAAAGGUUGGUCGUCUUUUAGAAGCUUCCGCGUUGGAUUGGUGAAGAACAAAAUGGGAAAUAUUAUCUUGCUUGCGCUUCUGCUUGGUUUCCUGCCAACAGAGGUGUUUUCCAUCCAGGUGUUUGUUCCUCAGACAGAGAGGAGUACGGCUCUCUUUGCCUCGGUCAUCAUACGCUGUGACUACUCCACCUCCGCCAAUGCACAGGAAGUCCUGGUCACCUGGCGCUACAAGUCCUUCUGCAAGGACCCCGUGCUGGAAUUCUACUCCACAGCCUAUCAGGCUGCUCUGCAGCUGGGCCAGGACCCAGCCAAUGACUGUCCAGACCGCCAGCGCACCAUUCGCACAGUCAUCCAGAAGAAGGGAACCAAUGAGGCCACCCUGGGCUCUGAGUAUCGGGAGCGCAAGAUAUCCAUCCAAAACAAGGCCGACCUGGUUAUGAAUGAGGUGAUGUGGUGGGAUAACGGUGUGUACUUCUGCUCCAUCGAUGCACCGGGAGACACUACAGGAGACUCAGACCGCGAGGUCAAACUCAUUGUUUACCAUUGGCUGACGGUGCUGUUCAUCAUCAUUGGGGCUCUGCUGCUCAUCAUGCUGUUCUGUAUCUGCUGUUGUCAGUGCUGCCCCCAGAAGUGCUGCUGCUACAUCCGCUGUCCCUGCUGCCCACAGACCUGCUGCUGCCCUGAGAAAGUGGUGAUGCAGCACAGGAUGAUACAAGAGGCCCAGAAGGCCAUGGCCCCCUGGAUGCACGGCCAGCCUAUCUACGCACCCAUCAGCAACCACUCCUCCCAGGGCAACCCAGUGAUGUACUCAGCCUCCUUCUCCGAUGGGUACCCUACCAAGCCCAACUUUGCCAUGGCCCCGAUGGGCCCCUCGCCCCUCCAGCAGCAGCCUCCCCCUAUCCCCCAACACCAAAUGCCCCAACACCAAUACGGUAUCUACCACGGUAACGGCAGCAUGCACGGCGGGAGCGCGCACGGCACCAACCAGAUGCUGGACUUCCUGGAGAGCCAGAUGAGGGGGGUUCACAGCCAGAUGCCCCCUCCCCCUCAUCAGCACUUGUCCCCUCAGGCCCACCAGUACCAGCCCCAGGGAGGCCCCCAGGGGGUCCCCUUCACGGCCGGCCCCCCCAGCAUGCUGUCUGCCCUGGAUGAGAUGGGGAUGAGGGGGGUGGAGAGGAGAGUGAUCACCUUGCCCCCUAUUGUCCAGCGGCUCCCCAGUUUCUCCUCUCGCAGGGGUACUGGAGGGGGAGGAGGGACCAAUGGCGCACCCAGAAUAUCCAGCCAAUCCAGCGGCAGCACCAACCGCACUGGUGGUGGCGGCGGUGGGCGUUACAGUGACAACCGGCGUGACAAACACGACUCCACCCCUCCGCGGCAAGGCAUCCUGCGUAGCUACAGCGAUGAGUCAGACUGGGACGACCGGAGGGGAGGGCCGAAGAGGGAGGGGCAAGGCUCGGCCGGAAGGAGGACGGGGGGGUCUGGAUCGGCGCCACGGUCCCGUAGUCGUGAUGACAUGAUGGAGGAGCUGCGUCGGUCAGCCCUUGCCAGGCAAGACAGGAGCCACUCACCUCCUGCCCGUCGACAACGGUCCUGGAGCUCGGAUGAGGAAGACAGCAGGAGGGGAGGGAAAAGGGGAGGCAAGGGGAAGCUGUGGCCAGAGAAACCCCCCAGCUACUCCUCCAUCGAGAUCCAGCAAGGCAACAAGAGGAACUACGACCGCUACUCAGAUAAGAGCUCUCGUAGUGGUACCAGUGUGGUGAUCUGAAACCUGUCUGUCUGUCUGUCUGUCUGUCUGUCUGUCUGUCUGUCUGUCUGUCUGUCUGUCUGUCUGUCUGUCUGUCUGUCUGUCUGUCUGUCUGAAACCUGCCUGCCUGUCUCCCUUUUCCUCAGUGUAAACUGAUGGUUUGUGUCUCCACAAACUGUUUGUCUGUCGGUCUGUCUCCACUGUCUGUCGGUCUUUGGACGAGAAGUGACACAGUGGAAGAGAAGUUAAGAAAAUUGGUUGUAAACCAAAAGGAUUAUUGAGCGUAAUUCAGAGUCCAGAGACGCGAUAGUCCGGCAUCCCAUUGUGACAUAACUACGGGUCUCUGAGACCACUGCCCAAACGAGCAUCUGCCCAAAGUUCCCAACCAACACGGCUCUGCGUAUGUUAAUUUGAAUGUCUUGACAAUUGGAGAAAUUGCUUGAGCCACGCUGAGAAAAGUAUGAAAGCUAAUGUUCCAAUAUUCUAGAUCACGCAUACACGUUUUGGACUCUGAUAGACGCUAUAGAAUGUAUUGUAAUAAGGUGACUCAGGUGCCUUUAUACCUGUACAGGCGUAGAGGUUAAACAGUACUUAUGUAAUAUUGUGCUAUACUUUAUAUAGAAUGGGAUUGAAGGGCAAGGUGUAUAUGGAGGGAGGGAGGGAGGGAGGGAGGGAGGGCUAGAAUACUGGAAUCUUAAGGCACAUAUUUUACCUGUUGAAAUCCAUGUGAAUGUUUUUAUUUUAGAAUACUUUUUUUACACAAUUUACCUAUGAGACAAUGUAAAACACAGCACUAUCACGUCAAUUGUAAGAAAUAUAAUUAGUUUUUUUAUUGUACAUUUCAUCAAGUGUGUAUCUGUUUUCUUAUUUUAAAUAGUUGUAUACAAUGUUUUGUUGUAGAUUCUGUAGUGUGACUGUUUCUUGUUCAGUUUUCCUAAAGUGCCUCUCUGUUUACAGUUGUCUGUUGUAUUUUAGUCGGUGGUGGGAUAAAUUAUUCCGUUGGUCUUGUACUUGGGAUUUUGUACUUGGGAUUUAAAUGAAGUCAAUUGAAAUUA
Messenger RNA from Salmo salar (Atlantic salmon), 3000 nucleotides. It is a transcript of the gene ildr1b, whose product is annotated as immunoglobulin-like domain containing receptor 1b. Gene Ontology annotation, cellular component: plasma membrane. Gene Ontology annotation, molecular function: high-density lipoprotein particle receptor activity. The record is from RefSeq and is a predicted model, not a curated record. Lineage: Eukaryota; Metazoa; Chordata; Actinopteri; Salmoniformes; Salmonidae.